AUGAACAUGGCUCCGAGAAUAAGUCUAUCUACUCUGUCUAUAGGGCAGGCAGCAGCCUUACUGUCUGGAGGUCUCCUCGCGUACGUGGUUGGUGUUGUGAUAUACAGAGUCUACUUCCACCCAUUAUCAAAGUACCCCGGUCCCAAACUCGCAGCCGCCACUCGUUUAUGGUGGAUGAAACAGCAGCUGAGCGGACGUUUCCCAUUUAUUGUUCACGAGCUGCAUCUUAAAUAUGGCGAGAUCGUACGGAUAGCUCCCACUGAGCUCUCUUUCACCGGCGCUGACGCCUGGAAAGAGAUUUAUGGAUUCCGCAACGGUUUGCCUGAGAACCGCAAAGACCCUGGUGAAAAUACGGACGCGGAUAAAACGCAUCCCACAAUCAUCAAUGCGGAUCGUAGGACGCAUGGGAGUUUGAGAAAGUUGCUGUCCAAUGCAUUCUCCGAUAAGGUUCUUAAGGGACAGGAGCCAGUGUUGUUGCACUACAUUGAUCUUCUAGUCAGUCGCUUGCAUGAGGUAGCAGACAAGGAUGAGCCCGUGGAUAUUGUUCGAUGGUUCAAUUAUGUGACUUUCGAUAUUAUCGGCCAUCUCGCGUUUUACGAACCUUUUGACUGUCUCAAGAACGAUGACUACCACCCUUGGAUGUCCAUGAUCUUCAAUGCGAUCGUUUAUGUUCAUUACAUUCGCACAUUGCAACGUUUCAUUGACGUUCGAUCGAUCAUCUUAGCUAUCAUGCCUAAGAGGAUCGUCGAACGUCGUAAAUGGCACAUUGGUCUCGUCGAAGAGAAGGUCAAGCGACGCAAGACUAGUCACCCAGACUACAUCGACUUCAUGAGCCACUUGCUUCAAGCUGAGGAAAAGGGUGACCUCACAAUGCCGGAUUUGGUCGCAAACGCCAACCUUAUGGUUAUCGCUGGUAGCGAAACCACUGCCACGAUUUUGUCGGGUACAAUCUACUACUUAUGCACCCACCCACGUGUGAUGCAAAAACUUAUCGAUGAGGUUCGUACAUCGUUCGACUCAAGCGAUGAGAUCAACAUUGCUCGUAUCAGCCAACUCAAAUAUAUCAAUGCUGUCAUUGACGAGUCGUUCCGCUUGUAUCCUCCCGCUGCAGGCAGUCAUCCUCGUAUCACCCCACCAGAGGGUGCUAACAUUCUCGGCGAGUGGCUUCCUGGUAACACAUCCAUGGGCAUGGCACAGUAUGCUGUCUUCCGCUCUCCAUAUAACUUCAAGGAUCCAGAAAUCUACCUACCUGAGCGGUGGUUGGAUGAUGAAGGACCAUACAAAAACGAUCGCCGUGAGGCUUUGCAGCCAUUUUCUUUCGGUCCACGAAACUGCAUUGGUCGAAACUUGGCCAACAUCGAAAUGAGACUCAUUCUUGCUAAGAUGCUGUGGCAUUUUGACUUCACAUUAACUCCCGAGUGCGCGAAUUGGCCCAAGGAUCAAUAUAUUUACACAUCGUGGGAGAAGAUUCCACUCAAGGUUCACAUCACCACCAGAGCUUCAAAGGCCUGA
This is a messenger RNA of Talaromyces amestolkiae, 1512 nucleotides long. RefSeq lists its product as uncharacterized. The record is from RefSeq and is a predicted model, not a curated record. The transcript is spliced from 5 exons. Bases 1 to 1512 code for a protein of 503 amino acids. Lineage: Eukaryota; Fungi; Ascomycota; Eurotiomycetes; Eurotiales; Trichocomaceae. Gene Ontology annotation, molecular function: iron ion binding; oxidoreductase activity, acting on paired donors, with incorporation or reduction of molecular oxygen; monooxygenase activity.